Gastrolobium bilobum is the source of this 2345-nucleotide messenger RNA. RefSeq lists its product as uncharacterized. NCBI's taxonomy places the organism in Eukaryota, Viridiplantae, Streptophyta, Magnoliopsida, Fabales, Fabaceae. The transcript has a single exon. The record is from RefSeq and is a predicted model, not a curated record. Bases 569 to 2092 code for a protein of 507 amino acids.
UUUUCAUUUUGACGACUUUCGCAAUAAAAUAGUUUAUUUAUUUUUGUCAAAAAUAAUAAAAUUAAAAUUAAAUAAGAAAGGGUCUAGGGUAGAGCUCAAUGUUAUGGAUGAUAUGAUGGAGAAUAGCAUCAUCUUCACCAUUGGUGAUUCUUCGUCUUCUCCAUUUUUCGAUGCUUAUUCCCAAAGGUACUCCUUGAAGAUCCCCUUCCAUUUUCUUUUUGUGUGUCUCAAUUUCUAACUAUAACUUUUUUCACUGAAAAUAUUAAGAAUGAUAUUUUGUGUAUAAAGAUAUAAAUUUUACAAUUUUGAAAUUAAAUCCAUGAUAUGGUUAGGAUUUUGUUGGGUUUUAUUUUUAUUUUCAUUUUGUCAAAGUGGGUGUGUGAGGAUUCUGUCAUCUGAUUCAUAAAUCUAGGGUUUUGAUAAUGGAGGGGUUGAUAAUGUUGUGGGGAUUGAUAUGAAUGAUGAUGGUGUUUAUAAGGUUGUUUUGUUGAAUUUUGUUUUUGGGAUAUGGCAAUAUUGUACCCACCAGCAAUAGAAUUCAUCAUCAACUAGAUGAGGUGGUAGUCCAAUGGGUGGUUCUCUUCUCACUUGUUGUUUGUCAAUGGAGAAUCAUCACCCAUCCACACUCUUGUCCAUGGAUUCAAGUGCAACUUCUCAUGAAGAGUUGGAUUUGGAGAUGAAUAGGCAAAUCGUACUCUCACGUCCACCUGAUAUCAAUUUGCCACUCUCAGCAGAGCGUAGCCCCCCUCCACAGCCAUGGAAUUCUGAGCCUUGUGAUGUUUUAGAUGUUGGUCUUGGUACUCAAGGAUAUGAGACUGAGAGUUUUCUCAACCUCCCCAAAGUUGGAAGGAAAUGCGCCAAGCGACUUGAUAGCAUAUGGGGUGCUUGGUUUUUCUUCAGAUUUUACUUUAAGCCAGUAUUGCUUGAAAAAUCUAAGGCCAAGGUUGUUAGGGACACCAAUGGUGUUUCGGGGUUUGAUAUUGAUAAGUCUGAUCUUAAGCUUGAUGUUUUCAUGGUUCAACAUGACAUGGAAAACAUGUACAUGUGGGUUUUCAAGGAGAGGCCAGAGAAUGCAUUGGGUAAGAUGCAGCUGAGGAGUUACAUGAACGGGCACUCUCGCCAAGGGGAGCGCCCUUUUCCUUUUAGUGUUGACAGGGGUUUUGCUCGAUCCCACAGGAUGCAACGGAAACAUUAUAGAGGACUUUCAAAUCCUCAAUGUCUUCAUGGCAUUGAGGUUGUUCCAUCGCCGAAUCUUAUGAGUCUUGAUAAGGAUGAGCAGAAGAAGUGGAUCGAACUCACUGGCCGAGAUUUGAAUUUCACAAUCCCAACUGAAGCAAGUGAUUUCAGUUCAUGGAGGAAUCUUCCCAACACAGACUUUGAGCUCGAGAGACCACCACCCUCGAUCAAGAAUGUUCCAAAUCCACACCCAAAGAAGCUGCUUAAUGGAUCUGGGCUGAAUUUGUCAACCCAUCUGUCUAACCUCAGCAAUGGUGACACGACUGACCUAUCUCCUAUCAACAACAAGAAAAGGAAGGACUUUUUCCUUUAUGGGAAUGAUGAAGAAUGCUACUUGGCUGUUAAUCCUCCAUCUGAUCAGAUUCCAGAUUUGGAAAUGCACCCAAGUGAACCACACUGGUCGAAUGACUUUAGCGGCGUGAUGAGAAAUGUUUGUGGACCUGUUACAGCUGCAAAAACUAUUUAUGAGGACGAACAAGGUUACUUGAUCAUUAUCAGUCUGCCUUUUGUGGAUCUUCCAAGGGUGAAAGUUUCAUGGAGGAAUACUCUCACUCAUGGUAUCAUAAAGGUUUCUUGUGUGAGCACAUCUCGAAAGCCAUUUAUCAAAAGAAAUGAUAGGACAUUCAAGCUUGCAGAUCCAUCCUCAGAGCACUGCCCUCCUGGAGAGUUUGUUCGCGAAAUCCAACUCUCAACUCGAAUUCCUGAAGAUGCCAAUAUAGAAGCCUACUAUGAUGGACCAGGAUCAGUACUUGAGAUCAUGGUGCCAAAACUACGCCCAGGAUCAGAAGAGCAUGAAGUUCGUGUUUGCCUCCGCCCUAAUCUGGUGGGGAAUGAUCUCAAUGUUGACUUUAGUUAGGCACUUAUUAAAAAUUAUUGGGGUUGCCAGCAUGGUCCGUAAAUCAUUGUUUUACUAACUUUGUACCAUACAGUGUAUUCUAUAAUACAUGUGUUUCUUACAGUUGCCUCCCAUUUUUUUUCCUUACUAAUUGCGCUGGUUUUUGGGUCCUUGCAUCUAUUAGCUUUUGAUUCUAUAUCUCUGAACAUCCACUCCUAAAUCCUCAUCAUUUGUAUAUAUAAUUAUUAAAUCUUACCAUGCCUGUACUAGAACU